Hevea brasiliensis (rubber tree) is the source of this 2693-nucleotide messenger RNA. RefSeq names its product SH2 domain-containing protein A. The transcript is spliced from 12 exons. Gene Ontology annotation, molecular function: DNA-binding transcription factor activity, RNA polymerase II-specific; RNA polymerase II cis-regulatory region sequence-specific DNA binding. Lineage: Eukaryota; Viridiplantae; Streptophyta; Magnoliopsida; Malpighiales; Euphorbiaceae. The record is from RefSeq and is a predicted model, not a curated record. Gene Ontology annotation, biological process: regulation of transcription by RNA polymerase II; signal transduction. The coding region runs from base 239 to 2335 and encodes 698 amino acids.
GAACACACAACCGAACCAACCGUUAAUUCACAAAAGCCGUCACAUCACUCGCAAACAAAACGGCGUACGCAGUCCGCUUUUAGAGAGAGAAGACUGUAAACUGAGAAGAGCUAGAGACAGAUAAUAAAAGUUCUUGUUUAAUGGGUUUGUUUCUUUAGAGACGGAGACAGAGAUAGAGAGCGAGAGAGAGAGAGUUUUUUUUUUUUUUUUCAUUUUCUUGUGUGAUCAAGAAUCCCAAAUGGGAAUCAUGGAUGAUAAUGUCAUAAAUGGUAAAGAUUACACUUUGCUUAAAGAUUUUCGAAUGGUGAUUGAAGUAAAAGGGGGGAAUUUCUCUUUCUCCUUCUGGGUUUACCUCAUUGACUCCGCCAAUGCAUAUCCUGCUACAGUCAUUAAUCAGAUUUACUCAGAUAUCACCAGCAGUGCUCCUUUUAUUUCUAUAAAUGAAAAGAAGUUAGUGACACUUUUACCAUUGUCCCUACUACACAAGGAAGCUUCUGAUCCGAGUAAUUCUACUUCUUUGACUGAAGCUUUACACGCAUCAAUGGAGAAUGAGUUUCCUCUGGAAAAUUGGAUUCAUGUUGGAUGUGGGGUUUUCACUGAAGUAUUGCGGCUUCACAUUAAUGGGGAAAUUGCAGGGGAAUGGUCUCUCCCUUCUUCAUUCAACAAAGACUUCAUUUCAAAUGGCUUGGAGAAGAUAACAUUAGUUGGUGCUAGUGGAGAUGAUGAUUUGCAGGGUUAUGUCUACAAUGCAGAAGUCUUACCUAUAAGUUUGUCUAUUAAGGACCACUAUUUUAAGGAUCCGCCUUUACAAUUAUCCAUUGAUGACUCAUCUACCUCUGAAAUUGAAGAAGGAAUUGAUGGGAUUUGGAGUAUUGUUGGUGGCAAGGCUUCUUGUCGCAGGAUUUUUUCUUUAGAUGUUGUUUUAUCAAAUGCAGUUAGCGUGACUAUAGACAAGGAAGUGGAGGUUGUUACUUCACUUUUAUAUGCUGACAAUGGCUUACCUGUUGAGAAGACAUCUGAUGACGAAGCUCCCCUGUUGAUAAGCUACGAUGGGAUUGAAUUUGCUGCUUCUGAUCAACAGAGUAAACUUUUGCAUGGCCGUGCCUCCUUUAAGCUCAAAAUAUCUCAGCUCUCUUCCAAGUGUGAUAAUAGGCUAUUCCGCAUUAAAUUUGAAAUGCCUGGAUUUGGGGGGUAUCAUUUCCUUCAGGCAUUUUCUCAUCCAAUUCGUUGCAUAUCUCGGAGUCGUCGAACAUCCUUGCUUACUUGGAAAAGACCAACCUCUGCCAGUUAUCCUCUCAAUGGAUCAGCAGAAUUUCAGCACAAUUCUGUCCAUGAAAUAAAACCUAGUCCAUCAUCAAAGCGGGUCAAAUUGGGGCAGGAAAAUACAUCUGCAGUGGAGCGACAAGACGACGAAUGCAACUUGCAUGCUUUCACUGCUAAUCAGGUUGAGAAUGCACUAAGGUCAAAGUUGGAGGGAAGUUCAGAAAAACUUGAAGUAGACAACUCACCAUCUGAUUCAGAGAGUACUGAGGAAAGAGAUUCAGAUUUCAAGGUCAUGUCAAGCAGUGGUUAUUCAAUUUCGGACUUGACUAUCUUUAAAUACUGCCUGGGAGGCUUGACUGAUAGAGCUCUUCUGUUGAAAGAGGUUGCAAUCUCUGCCUCUGAAGAAGAUCUUUUGAGAUUUGCACAUGAGGUUUCCCUAUACUCAGGAUGUUCCCACCACAAGCGUCAAAUAACGAUUGCAAAGAGAUUGAUAAUGGAAGGAACCAGAGUUUGGAAUUCAAUUGCACAAAACAACCAUGCUGUUCAUUGGGAAAAUGUAGUUUUUGAGAUUGAAGAGCAAUUCAUGAAGAUUGCUUGCUGCAGUAGCAGAUCACUCACGGAGCAGGACUUUGAGCUUUUGAGAAGAAUUGCUGGAUGCCGGGACUACAUUGCCCAAGAAAACUUUGAAAAGAUGUGGUGUUGGUUGUACCCUGUUGCUUUUGCACUUUCCAGAGAUUGGAUAAACACAAUGUGGAAAUCUACAUUUCCCAAAUGGAUCGAAGGAUUUAUUACAGAGGAAGAAGCAGAAUUAUCACUUGAAGGCCCUAGAGGCCUUCAAGAGCCUGGAACUUUUGUAUUGCGGUUUCCAACUUCAAGGAGCUGGCCCCACCCUGAUGCAGGUAGCUUAAUUGUGACUUAUGUUGGCAGUGAUUAUGCUGUUCAUCACAGGCUGCUUUGCCUUGAUUUUAUCUACAGUUGUGAGGAAAGCCAGACAAACGUGAAACCGCUACAAGAUAUGUUGUUGGAGGAGCCUGAGCUCUCUCGAUUGGGAAGGACUAUGAGAAGUCAGUAGCUUGGAUGAGAUGUGGCAAAAUAUCAUUUUCUGAUUAUGGUUUAUGACGCUGUGGAGUCGUCAUUUGGUAGAUUUCUAACACACCCCUGAACUCAGUCGUGUGUUCGGCAAUCUCCUCCCCCCACUCCUUUUUGUCUCCAUUGGUUUUCUGGUCAUCGGAGAAAGCGAUAGUUAUAGUUGCGUUUCGGCGUUUCUUUAUGAUGUAUAUAUUUAAUUUUACUAUUGCACCAAUUUGUUCAGUAACCAGUAGAAACAACAACGUUUGUAGUUUUAAGCUCCAGAAGAAAAUAACUUAGAAAAUAUAUGAAUUUUAUUUUUUUUUAGAAAAAUAAUUUAUUUAUUAUAGAAUAUAGUGAAA